ACCCCACCCAACGUGGAGAUGCACCUGCAUCAUACACCUAAGUUAUGGAUCUAUCUAGGUCUGAAAAUAGCUGUACGCGCCACAUUCACCGCGCGGAUUUCACGUACACAUCACAGUGGGACCCACACAGCUCGAUCGCACGACAACUUCACGUGUGUUCGGACCAGGAUGUGAACGAAACAAAAGGAGUAACGGUUAGCUAUCCUUUACCGUUAUAAGGCUGUUUCCUUUUCGCGCCAAAUACAGUUACUCCUUUCCAUGGAUAUAAACCUCCCCAAAACCCCUCUCUUAACUCAAGUAACUCUAACUAAAGAUCCAAAAGCCUGGAAUUCGAUCAUCCGAUACCACGCAAAGCUGAAAAAUGACCAAGCAAUCCUCAAAUCAUUCGCUGCAAUGGAAGCCUCAGGUUCUCCUGUGAAUAAUUCCACUCUGCCGCUCGUUCUCAAGGCCUGCGCUCGGCUGCAGGCCGUCAAACUGGGAAAAAAGAUCCAUUCUGAUAUUCAGAACACGCCAUUAAUCAAAGAUGUCCGUGUUCAAACUGCAUUUAUAGAUUUUUAUUGUAAAUGUGGGUUUUUCUAUUAUGCACGCCGCUUGUUCGACGAAAUGACUAGAAGAGAUUUGGUUUCUUGGAACGCUUUGAUUUCUGGCUAUGUGGGGAAUUCCCAGUACGAAGAUGCUAUAGCUCUGUUCUUCAGGAUGCGAAAGGAGAAUCUGGAACCCAAUUCAAUUACUCUGGUGAGUCUGCUCUCUGCUUGUGCCGAGAUGUUGGAGUUAAGAUUAGGACAGGAGAUACACUGUUAUUGUUUGAGAAAUGGGCUUUUUGAUUUGAGUGUUCAUGUGGGUACUUCUCUGAUCGGCUUUUAUUCAAGAUUUGAUGUGAGGGUUUCACGUUGGGUGUUUGAUUCGAUGGUGCUGAAGAAUCUCGUUAGUUGGAAUGCGAUGAUUUCUGGUUAUUGCAAUGCAGGAGAAGCCUCAGAAGCUCUGAAGCUUUUUGUACAGAUGCUAGUCAUUGGCAUUGCUCCCUGUUCAUUGACAAUGCUUGUCCUUGUCCAGUCAUGCGCCGAUUUGGGAUAUCUCAAAGUGGGCAAGCAAGUUCACCAAUUUUCUAUUAAAUCUGGGCUUUCCUCUGAUAUUUUUAUAGGGAGUGCGUUGAUUGAUUUGUAUGCUAAGGUCAGAAGCUUAGAAUCUUCAAGUGAUGUAUUCGAAAACAUGCCUGCCCGAGAUGUUGCAUCAUGGAAUGCCAUGAUGCAUGCAUAUAAAGAUUUUGGGUGUUAUGAGAAAGCGCUUGAUUUAUUUAACAGAAUGCAAUUGGAAGACAUGAGAGGGGAUGUGAUCACAUUCGCAACCAUGCUGUCAAUAUGUGCACAAUGUAGCAGCUUGAGGCAAGGUAAGUGUUUGCAUGCGUAUAUGAUCAAAAUUGGGCCGAUAAGGAAUGUUUCCAUUGGAAAUGCAUUGUUGAGCAUGUAUGCCAAUUUCGAUUGCAUGGAAUCUGCCCAAAAGAUCUUCUGUAAAAUGCAUAGAUUAGAUGUUGUAUCAUGCAACGUGUUGCUUGCUGCACUGGUACGUAACGGAUCAAAAAUUCAAGCUUGGGAACUCUUUAAACAGAUGCGCCAAAUGGGCAUUGAACCAAACUCGUUUACAUUGGUUUCCAUUCUUGCAGCAUGCAAAAACCAAGCUUCUUUGAAAACUGGCCAAUCAAUCCACAGUCAUGCAAUAAGGCAUGGGAAAGAGUUCAAUUCCUCUUUGCACACUGCUCUGACUGAUAUGUAUAUGGAUUGUGGGGAUGAGAAAACAGCUAGAUGCCUUUUUGAGAGAUCUUCUGAUAGAGAUUUGAUAUCAUGGAAUGCGAUGGUUGCAUGUUACGUUCGAAGCGGCCGACCAAAUGAGGCACUGCUCCUCUUCCAACAGAUGCAGUCAGAAGUAAAGCCCAACUUGGUCACCAUGAUCAAUACUCUCCCUUCAAUUGCUCAUCUAGCAAAUCUUCCACAAGGCAGAUGCAUGCAUGCAUACAUCAUAAGGAACUUCCCAUUGCAUUUAGAUGUCGCCCCAGGAAAUGCUCUUCUAACGAUGUAUGCGAAGUGUGGAAGCAUACACGAUGCUGAAAGGGUACUUCAGUGCCUACCCAGGAGAGACAUUGUAUCAUAUAAUGCUAUGAUUGCCGGGUAUGGAAUGCAUGGCCGUGGCAAAGAUGCCCUCCGUGUCUUCUCUGAGAUGCAAGAAGCUGGUUUGAGGCCAACCAGUGUGACUUUUGUAUCAGUUCUUUCCGCUUGUAGCCAUUCGGGUUUGGUAGAAAAGGGUCAGCAGCUUUUCCAAUCGAUGUCUUGGCAUUAUAAUGUCGUGCCUGAGAUUGUUCACUAUGCAUGCAUGGUUGAUCUGUUCGGUCGUGCAGGUUUGUUGGAUGAAGCUAGAAAUUUUAUCGACUUAAUGCCUAUGGAACCAGAUGCUAGUGUAUGGAGAGCUUUGUUGGGCGCUUGCCGGAACUUUUCUAACAUUGAACUAGCACGAGUGGUUUCCGAGAAGCUGAUCGAACUAGAACCCAUGAACAUUGGGAACUACAUCUUGUUAUCAAACAUCUACGCUGCAGCUGGCAAUUGGGACAUUGUAAGGAAGCUGAGAAUGCAGAUAACGGAGCAGGGCUUGCGAAAGGCUCCAGGAAGUAGUUGGGUUGUUAUUAAGACCAAGGUGCAUUGUUUCGUAGCAGGGGAUAGAUUGCAUCCACAGACGGACGAGAUCUACUCAAAGCUGAGUUGCUUGAUGGCCAGGGUAACGGAAGCUGGAUAUGUUCCUGAUUCGAGCUGGGUGUUGCAUGAUUUGGAGGACGAGGAAAAGGAUCAGAGACUCUUUAGCCAUAGUGAGAAGCUGGCGAUUUCAUUUGGGCUACUCAAUGUGAUCUCUGGGGCGCCGAUAUUGGUGACAAAAAAUCUCAGGGUGUGUGGUGAUUGCCACACAUUUAUUAAGUUGGUCAGUAAGGUAGUGGGAAGAGAAAUUGUUCUCAGGGAUGCGAGCCGUUUCCAUCACUUCGUUGACGGUAUCUGCUCAUGCAAGGAUUAUUGGUGAGGCCCACAAGAAUAAAAACCAAUGUGUUGAUCAUGCAAAAGCAA
This is a messenger RNA of Magnolia sinica, 3101 nucleotides long. Its product is annotated as pentatricopeptide repeat-containing protein At3g26782, mitochondrial-like. Gene Ontology annotation, biological process: RNA modification. The record is from RefSeq and is a predicted model, not a curated record. Gene Ontology annotation, molecular function: protein binding; RNA binding; zinc ion binding. Bases 259 to 3057 code for a protein of 932 amino acids. The transcript has a single exon. NCBI's taxonomy places the organism in Eukaryota, Viridiplantae, Streptophyta, Magnoliopsida, Magnoliales, Magnoliaceae.